This is a messenger RNA of Aegilops tauschii subsp. strangulata, 885 nucleotides long. RefSeq lists its product as uncharacterized. The record is from RefSeq and is a predicted model, not a curated record. Gene Ontology annotation, molecular function: protein binding. Lineage: Eukaryota; Viridiplantae; Streptophyta; Magnoliopsida; Poales; Poaceae.
AUGCAGAUGAUGCAGACCGUCGCCGGCGAUGAUGGCAGCGUCCUCCAAGGAACCUCUGCAGCGCCCACGAGGCGGUGGUCCAUGCUCCCGGAUGAUCUCCUUCGCCAGGUCCUCGCCAAGCUUGUCGGCCCCAUUGACGGCGCCCGCUUUGCCGCCGUGUGCACGUCGUGGCGCGCCGUCGUGCCGGGGCUCCCGCCACGUCUCCCAUGGCUGAUCCUCGACCCGAGGGGCGACGACAAGCUUAGGGUCAUCCCGUCCGAUGCCCCGCUUAGGGUCAUCAACUUCUUCUACCGUGCCGAGGUGCCGCUCUCCGCGCAACAGAGGAGGAUCAGGAUCGUGAACCAACCCACCCGUCCCGAGGUAGCGCCGUCUAAAGUGCGACCGAAAAACCCACCUGCACGCUUGGGCACCGGCGACCAGUUAUUUUCGUUGAAGAUGAUCUUCUCCGGGCCGCCCACCUCGAGCAGCAGCAUCCUUGCUGCCAUCAAUGAUGAGCAUGACGUCGCGAUCUGCGGGCUUGGCCACAUGGAGCGUGGAUGGACGAGGCAAAGAUUCGACGAGGACACAGUCUUGGAUAUCACCUUCUGCAAUGGCCAUCUCUAUUGCCUCCUGGGAUUGAGCGACCCACUUGUCAGGUGCGAGGUCGGCUUAACUGAAUACGGCACGGCGGUGUUUGGAGCCGUCCACUGGCUACCCAUGCCACACCGCCACUUGGUGACGGAGGGCAAAAAGGAGGCAUAUACCAGAUACAUUCUUGAGCUACGCGGCAACCUUGUGAUGGUGGCGAGGAAGACCAAGGACCCACGACAGAGGGAAGAGGCUGAAGUGGAAAGACGUGACAAGCCUGGGCGAUCACGCCUUAUUCUUGGGGCCGAUGUGUGCUAA